AUGAUAGAUAAAAGCUACUCAAAAUGGAAUCGUUCAUUGGAAUUUGAAAGUAGUGAUGGUAAGAAAAGUCCAUAUCUAAAUGCACAACCGGGUAAAUCUGGUUGCUAUGUUAUUAGCGGUCGAACAAAAGUUUUUCGAGAAUUUAGAGCUAAUUUCAGUGUUUAUGUAGAGUUGCGAACAUCUGCAAGUCGACAAAAACCGGCUGAACCGUGCAUCAAUCAACAGCCAAAUGGCUGUGGUGGUUUAGGAUCAUG
Molecule: messenger RNA, 254 nt
Organism: Acanthocheilonema viteae
Lineage: Eukaryota; Metazoa; Nematoda; Chromadorea; Rhabditida; Onchocercidae
Source: the annotation of a GenBank genome assembly